GGGGCUGAGGGAACGGGCAGGCCCUGCGCGGGGCAGUGCGGUGGGUGCGAGGUGUGACCCCUGAGGCUGAGCGGAGCUGCGCGCAGGAACGGGACGGGACUGGACUCUCUAGGGCUACGGGAGUGCCCGUGAAUUCCUGGGACACUAUGGAAAACUAUUUACUUCUGACUCACUUCUCUUUGGCUAGAUAGAAAUUCCCCUGCAGAUAAUUUGUGUUAUGUUCAUUACUAAAAUAGAAGGUGGAGAUAUGCAGUCCUAACAUCCUUACUGUCACCUGGUGCAUCUCAGCUGGCUUCAGUGCAGCUACGUGAAUUUAUAUGAGGGUGGAGUUUUAGUGUUUUGAUUUCAGGAUGAAGAGCAGGAUACCUCUCAUUCUUCUAGCUUGUGGCUCCUUUAACCCCAUCACAAACAUGCAUAUGCGUUUAUUUGAGCUGGCUAGAGAUCACCUGCACCAAACAGGAAGGUAUCAGGUGAUUGAAGGCAUAGUGUCUCCUGUUAAUGACGACUAUGGAAAGAAAGGUUUGGUUUCAGCAGGGCACCGGAUAGCAAUGGCUAAACUAGCACUGGAGACAUCUGAUUGGAUUCGAGUUGAUCCAUGGGAGAGUGAGCAGGAGACAUGGACAGAGACAGUAAAAGUUUUAAGGCACCAUUACAAUGAAGCACUCAGAUUGUUCUGGUCCAAGAAAGAAUUAAUGGAAAACAAACGGUCCACAGAAAGAUCUACAGGGGGUUCCCUUUCUUACCAGCACUCAGUUCUACCAGAGUUAAAGCUGCUCUGUGGGGCUGAUUUUCUACAGACAUUUAGGACACCCAACCUGUGGAAGGAAGAGCACAUCAAAGAAAUUGUGGAAAAGUUUGGUUUGGUCUGUGUUAGCCGUGCUGGCUCUGAUCCUGCUCAGUAUAUCCGUGAAUCAGACCUUUUAGCUGAAUUUCAGCACAAUAUCUUUCUAGUGAAAGAAUGGAUUCAGAAUGAGAUCAGUGCAACACAGAUACGUUAUGCCUUGUGCAGAGGGUUAAGUGUAAAAUAUCUCAUACCAGAUUCUGUUAUAUCCUACAUUGCACACCACAAUAUCUACACAGAAGAGAGUGAGCGGAAGAAUGAAGGUGAUCUCCUCCAGCCUCUGAAGUUGCACAACAUAACAGUAAACCCACUGAAUGACUGAUGUCUGGAUGGAAUGUUUGGAGAGGACUGACCUGGUGUUUUUUCAUGUUAAGUUCUUGAGAAAGUUGUUUCUUGUUAAUGUACAUCUGUCCAAAAUAUUUUUAAUUCAUGUGGUGUUUAGAGUUUGUGGUGUGUGUGGUAGUAUUUCAGCAAAUUGGGGUGUUCAGCUGUGUAGCUUAAAAUAUAAUAAACAGCUUCCUUGUGAAAAUAAUUUUAAAAAAAUAGCUUAACAGUAAAUAUUAAUCUCCUGUAUUACUCACGGGUCAAACAUAGUACUUUCUUCAAUUGUGAUUUUGUAAACCUAUAGCCGUUUUUAGUAAGAAGAGGCCUUGCUGUUCUGAAGAAACAAAAUUAACCCUAACUUUCUUUUUAUAUAUAUAUUUAGUACGGCUAAACUUUGACUUUUUAGGACCCUUAAUAACUUUUUAUGUUUUGGCAAUUUGAACAAGAGAUGGAAAUAAAUCUUUCUUCUGUGCAAGCACUUAAAA
Molecule: messenger RNA, 1650 nt
Organism: Calypte anna (Anna's hummingbird)
Lineage: Eukaryota; Metazoa; Chordata; Aves; Apodiformes; Trochilidae
Gene: NMNAT3
Product: nicotinamide nucleotide adenylyltransferase 3
Exons: 8
Coding region: 351-1163 (270 amino acids)
Biological process (GO): NAD+ biosynthetic process
Cellular component (GO): mitochondrion
Molecular function (GO): nicotinamide-nucleotide adenylyltransferase activity; nicotinate-nucleotide adenylyltransferase activity
Source: RefSeq, a predicted model, not a curated record